AUGGGCGCACCAAGUACGAGGAAGAAGGUCACGAUGACUACAUUAAGGUCUAUGUACAAGAAAGGGGAACCUAUCGCUGUAAUGACGGCUCACGAUUUUCCAAGCGGACAUGUUGCGGAUGCCGCCGGCAUAGAUAUAGUUUUGGUUGGCGAUAGUUUGGCCAUGGUAGCCUUGGGCAUGGAGGAUACCAGUGAGGUUAUCAUGGAGGAGAUGUUAAUGCACUGUCGUUCUGUAUCUCGUGCUGCCAAAGCUGCCUUCACUGUUGGAGACCUUCCCAUGGGCUCAUAUGAAAUAGCCCCCGAGCAAGCACUCGAAUCCGCUUUCCGAUUUGUGAAGGAGGGUCGAAUGCAAGGCAUAAAAUUGGAAGGGGGCCUAGAAAUGGCUCCGACCAUCAAGAAAAUCACCACCGCAGGCAUUCCAGUCCUGGGCCACAUAGGCCUCACACCACAACGCCAAAAUUCUCUCGGUGGUUUCCGUGUUCAGGGUAAGACAUGUGCCGGCGCGCUGAAAGUUCUGGAAGAUGCGCUUGCCGUCCAAGAAGCUGGUGCUUUCGCAAUGGUCAUUGAAGCCGUUCCUCAGGAAGUCGCACAACUCAUAACGGAGAAGUUAUCCAUUCCUACAAUCGGUAUUGGAGCAGGGAAUGGUUGCUCGGGACAGGUUUUGGUGCAGGUCGAUAUGACAGGCAAUUUCCCUCCUGGUCGAUUUCUCCCAAAAUUCGUGAAAAAGUAUGGUGAUGUUUGGAGCGAGAGCUUCAAAGCUAUUUCGGAAUACCGCGACGAGACAAAAUCGCGAGCCUACCCAGCUCCAGAGCAUACAUAUCCCAUCCCGGAAAAGGAGCUCGAGGAGUUUCGAAAUGCGAUUGAGAGGGUGGGAUGA
Messenger RNA from Sclerotinia sclerotiorum 1980 UF-70, 876 nucleotides. RefSeq lists its product as hypothetical. The transcript is spliced from 2 exons. Gene Ontology annotation, cellular component: mitochondrion. The record is from RefSeq and is a predicted model, not a curated record. The coding region runs from base 1 to 876 and encodes 291 amino acids. NCBI's taxonomy places the organism in Eukaryota, Fungi, Ascomycota, Leotiomycetes, Helotiales, Sclerotiniaceae. Gene Ontology annotation, molecular function: 3-methyl-2-oxobutanoate hydroxymethyltransferase activity; magnesium ion binding. Gene Ontology annotation, biological process: pantothenate biosynthetic process.